Rana temporaria (common frog) is the source of this 2354-nucleotide messenger RNA. Its product is annotated as histone H2A type 1. Lineage: Eukaryota; Metazoa; Chordata; Amphibia; Anura; Ranidae. Gene Ontology annotation, molecular function: DNA binding; structural constituent of chromatin; protein heterodimerization activity. The record is from RefSeq and is a predicted model, not a curated record. Gene Ontology annotation, cellular component: nucleosome. The transcript has a single exon. The coding region runs from base 65 to 457 and encodes 130 amino acids.
UAAAUGAAGGGGAGUGAUCUGUGGGGUGAUAUUCUCCAUUGAGUAACCCAAUCAUCUACUUACAAUGUCAGGACGCGGCAAACAAGGAGGCAAGGUUCGGGCUAAGGCCAAGACACGCUCAUCCCGGGCUGGUCUGCAGUUCCCAGUCGGUCGUGUUCACCGUCUGCUCAGGAAGGGUAACUAUGCCGAGCGGGUCGGGGCCGGAGCUCCAGUGUAUCUGGCUGCCGUCCUCGAGUAUCUCACGGCUGAGAUCCUUGAGCUGGCCGGCAACGCCGCCCGCGACAACAAGAAGACCCGCAUCAUCCCCCGUCACCUCCAGCUGGCUGUCCGCAACGACGAGGAGCUCAACAAGCUGCUGGGCGGCGUCACCAUCGCCCAGGGAGGAGUCCUGCCCAACAUCCAGGCCGUGCUGCUGCCCAAGAAGACCGAGAGCCACAAGGCCACCAAAUCCAAGUAAUCCCGAUCGCUUCAUUCCCCUCCCAUUACCCAACAAAACAAAGGCUCUUCUAAGAGCCACCCACCUCUCCAUACAAAGAGCCCGACACAUGUACAUUGUUUUUCUUUUUUCCUAUUCUCAGGUACACAAUUCACUCUAAAAAGCAAACAUGUUGUAUUCUAAACACUUCUCUACAAGUGACUAAUAAAGUAGGAAGAUUCGGACUUAUUAUACCCCCUCCAUAUAAAGACACCCAUACAUUGUUAUCGGGAGAUCUGAUUGUAUGUUCUCUCAUUUCAUGGCAGUUUAUAGAACAAAGUGAUGUCAUUACAGGGAAUGAUCUUCAUUGCUCUCCGUCCUUUAGUUCUGACGGAUGAUUCGAUUUAAUUCCAUACACGCUAAACAAGAAUACUUCCGACUGAGAAGCGACACAGAUCUCCUUCAGAGUCACCAGAAUAAAGAGAUCUAAAGGAAUCUCCAACAACUGUGAUUUGCUCAACGUUCUAAUUCUGUCGUAGAAAUUUAUCUCAGGAAUUCGAUAGACUGUUACAGUCAUCUCAGAUCCACUCAGCCGACCCUUCCGGGAACAUUGAUCAACUUGGUCCCCUUCAUUUCAGUGGAAUUAUUUACCAAGAAUAAGAAAUACGUUGGAAAUAAUCAUUUCCGAAUUGUUUUGGUUUGACAUCAGAAUACAGAAUCCGCCCUGCUAUAGAGAUGAAUGGAAAGUCUACCGAACAAGUGUUUUCCGGGAUGAGAACAGAUCUCGGAAUACAUUUCUAUGGAGUCCUCAUAAAAAGACAGAAUCACUGGCUGAUGGAGGAACCGCCCACAGCUCGGUUUUCAAAUUUGCCCGCCUGAAUUGUGUAGAUCGUUACAGAUAAAUAUUCAUCCCUCUUAUACCGCCAAAACCUACACCGAGGAGAUGAUCGGAUGAGACAUUUACCGGAGAAAUAUGCGCUCUAAUUUGCAUUAGUCCGGAAUGAUUAGGAAAUAAUUCUGUUUGUUACUCAACCAUGAGAAAACACUUCUGUAUGUUCUCAGAAUCCAGGAUCUCAUCACUGCUUCACACAAAAUAUGAAAGAGAAAUGUCUUCUAUUAUAGAUCUCUACUUUUCUAUAUGAUGGAGAAAUUAAGUCAUGAUCACAUACAGAUCUGAUCAUGAAAUGUCACUGACUGAUAUUUAUUUGUCGCUUUCAGACAUUUAUCAGUGAAAGAUUGUCCUCAUAUCCCAACCAGAAUAUGUAUAACAAUAAAUACAUAGUAACCAUGACACCGAUAAAUAUGUACAAUGAAUGCAUACAAAAGGAUAUCUAUAUAGAUAGAUAUCGAGCCCUUUCCAACUAUAUCAAGCGCUUAUGAAUUGGUAAAAUCCGAUAUAUCUUAAGUGAGUAAUAAUCAAUAUUAAUGACCAUUAGGUUAAAAAGCAGCUUCUCUAUAAACCUACCAAAUUCUUAAACGUGUAAUAAAACACACAAAAAUGCAGCGCUAAAAGUAUCAAACAAUAUUAAAUAAUGUGCGUUGACGGAACCAAUAUCUUAAGUGUAUCUUUGGUUCCAUCAAUGCACACUUGCUAUUUGAUAUAGGCUGAUGCUGUUUUAUUAUAUUUAAUGAAUAAAGUAAAUAUUUCACGUCUGAACUAAAGAAUCAGAUCAAUUCCCACUUUGUAACACGCACUCUGCCAGAGGUUUAUAAGGUUCUGAGAAUGUGAAAUACUAGUAUGCUGUGGUAUCCCCGUAUAUAUGUUUCUUUUUCAGAGUAAUAUAUAUAUAUAUAUAUUCGGUGUAAUCUCUAAAAAAAAAAACUAGAAAGCCAUUGAGAAGGAAGAAUAGAUUUGUCUUCUCUAGAAAAAUUUCUGUUGCCUUAAUAUUUUUCAGAACAGCAGAAUGUUUAGCAGCGUUACACAUGGGGAAAAAAAAAA